AUGGUAUUUUCGAAACCUUCUGAGAAGUCACAGUACUAUUUAAAAGAGCUUGACACAGCUCGUUCUGAAUAUAGGUGGUCUGAAAUCCCUGAGCUUGCUCGAAAAGUCACCAAACAUUCACCCGAGAAUGCUGCUUUUGCACAAACCAGUGUUAUUGAAGCUGAAAUGGAGAGCAGUUUAUUUUCUCAAGGGAUAGAGCUGCUUGCUCCUAAAAGCGUUCCAUUUUCCAAGUCGCUUGACGACUACGAACAAAAACUCCAAAAGAACUCCUCUCAACAAUUAAAUCAGGGGCUAAGCCCAGAGCAGAUUUUUAUCAACUCUACGGUUUAUGCACAUGCGCUUCUUCUUUUGCAAAAGUAUAAUAUUGUCGUGGAAGUUUCAUCUAAUUUCUCACAGUUUUUAAAUUUUAAUAACGGUUUAAACUCCUACACCAACAAAUAUACCCAGGUGAUGAUUAUCAAACACUUGGCUAUUGUUGGAACAGCCUAUGAAGCACUCAGUCAAUUUGACCAAUCAAUAGAAAUUUAUACAACUGCAGUUCCAUUUAUGUCCCUUAGUAUAGGGUCAAGUCCGGGACUUUUAUUCUGGGCAGAACAACUUUACUAUAGAUUUGGGAAACUUGCAGCUUCAUAUAAAUGGGACAAUUCUGAACUGGUUCUGAAAGCUCUUCGUGGCCAUGAAGAAAUUGCUGGAUUGUUAUCACAAAAUUCUACUACUUCUAAAUAUUACAACCGACUGGAUGGCCCGCAAAGAAAAAUCAGUAUUCUCAACAUACAUUUCAUAUAUUCUUCGGCCAUGCUUCAGAGUAACCCCAAUAGUCAAACGAAAGAGGAUGUUGAAAACUUAUCAAAGUUAUUUGAAAAGUUUCUUUUUGAGUCCACAGAAGAGUCAACUUCUUCUGAAUCUAAUCAAAACAUUGAACAGUUUAUAGAAACAAUCAUGCAAAACUGGCGCAAAACAAUGAAGUUUUCCUAUCCUCUUGAACAGGUUUAUACACCAGAAGACAAUAAAGAAACUGAAAAAAUGCUAGUGAUACUUAGACGUGCAACAAUCAAAACCUUUCAUUCAUGUGCUAUUAUGCGACAUUUAGUAUUCGUUCUUUCUGCUCUUGGUCAGCAUAAAGAAUCUUUGAUGGCAUUUGAUACUUAUGUUUCAUAUCAAGAAAAGGCCCGUCUUCAGCAAGAAAAGAGCAAUUUGAGCAAUAACAAUAUUGCGGUAACUUCUGGAAAUGAACCCAUUGAAAAUGCAUUGUCACCACAUCCCACUCAGACUUUGGUCACUGAUCCGCCGACUGCUUCUUCGUCUACUGCUUUUGGUGACGAUGAUAAAUCGGUAAUUAGGGUAUUUACUAAAGCCAUUAAUAUUUUGGUUCAGGUUAAGCAUGACGGUCUCAAAGCUAAAGAAACUGCUGAUAAACUCCGCAGCUGGUUUUACACCGAAGAAGAAGCUAGUGCAUUUUCGAAAGAAAAGUACGUUUCUUCUUAUCAUGGAGCCGAUAAAUAUAGGCCAGCAGAAUCUUCAAUUGAGCUUUCAACUGUUUGGUUUUCAAUUGCCAAUGCUUAUUCUCUGUUUGGUUUCCAAGCCUUCACCACAGCAGAACGUGAUCAAUCUUUCAUCUUGGCAGUGAAUUCUUUUGAAAAGAGUCUUUUCUAUACCCACGGCCAAAGUGAUGCUAAAAUUCUUGCCGGAUAUGGUUUAUUUCUUGCAAGAAUAUCUAAGAUUCCUAAAUCUUUGGAGGUUGUUCGAAGUGCUCUUCUUCUUGAUUCAAACAACUAUGCAUCAUGGCAUCUUAUGGCUCUUUUACUUUCUUCUCUAGGGGAUUAUGAUAAGGCUUUAAACGCAAUUAAUAACACAAUUGAUAUGAUUGAUGCUAGACGAGAUACGCUUACUACAUCUGAAAAGAGCAGCUUUUUGCAGAUCAAAAUCACACAUGUUGCGAUUUCCGAAGCUGUCUACGGAAUUGAUAGAGCUUUAGAGCUUAUUUCGGAGGUAUUUAUUCUAUUCGGAGAUCUUUUUCCAGAGGCCAAUAACCCCAGCACUGCUUUGGAAUCUGCUCCUGUUAAUGCUAUAAAAGUUCGUCCCACUUCUCUAGCAGUCUCUAACGGUGAUCUCAGACCCACCGUUAGUGCUGCUUCUUCGAAUCACGUAUCAGACCAAGCAUCAUUAAGGCCUAUUUUUUCCCGGCUCAGCAUAAAAAGGCUUUCUUCUAACAACCAAAACAAAAAACAUCAUUCACUUCAUAUCCCUCAUCCACAUCUUCACCCGAGCCAGAGUCAAAACCAAAAAUUUCCCAAGCCAUCGUUAUCCCUUCCCACGGUUAACAAACCAGUUUCCAAAAGACCUGCUCCACAAGUUCUUAAACCAUCUGAUGCUCUUCAAAAGAAAAACUUGGCUGAAUUAUGGAUUUGGGCAGCCAGUGUUUACAGACGAGCAGAGCUUUAUAAGGAUGCUGAGGAAGCUUUAAUUGAAGCAGAAAACGUUAAUGGGCCUACUCCUGCUUCUCAUGUCGAAUUGGGUCUUUUAAUCCUUAAAGAUCGACCUCUUCAUGCAAUGGAGGAAUUUGAAUCUGCAUUAGAAAAAGAUUCCAAUAAUCUAGCAGCGAUCAUUGCUUUUUCACAGUUAGUGUUAGAUCAUGUUGAUUUAAACAAAAAGUUAAAGCAACGCCAGGAAGAAAAACGGAAAAAGAUUGAAGAAGAAGUUCAACGAGAAAUUCGACUUAAUCAAACGAAUUCAUUUAGGGAUCCCUUUGAAAAUGUUGAUAUUGAAGAACCAUCUUCUGGAUUUAGACCAUACUACAGUGAUGAUGAAGAUGACGAGGAUGACUUUGAAAAUGGUGAAGAAGAAGACGACUUUUCUACUAAGUCUGAAUUUCAAAAAAGUACCAAGAUUGCUAAUGGCCACUCUAGACUUGCUUCAACUACAAGCAAAAGCCAGUCUAAACCAGACUAUUAUGCAAAUGAUGCAGCUAUGGAUGUUUUGUUUUUAUCUGAAAAGGAUGAGCAGGCUGCUAUAGCUCGUGCAUCAGGCCUUUUAGAAACCUUAGUUCACUCGGGCCAUGGUUUCAAUUCUUCAGAAGCUUGGUAUUUAUUGGCUCAAUAUUUGGAACGUGAUAGUGACAACCAGGGCUCUAUUGCUGCGUUGUGGAAGAGUAUUGGCCUUGAAGAGUCUAGAAGUGUUAGAGAUUACGUUGUUAGUCAAUGGAAGUAA
Molecule: messenger RNA, 3207 nt
Organism: Magnusiomyces paraingens
Lineage: Eukaryota; Fungi; Ascomycota; Dipodascomycetes; Dipodascales; Dipodascaceae
Exons: 3
Coding region: 1-3207 (1068 amino acids)
Molecular function (GO): protein binding
Source: RefSeq, a predicted model, not a curated record